This is a messenger RNA of Photinus pyralis (common eastern firefly), 1776 nucleotides long. RefSeq names its product cilia- and flagella-associated protein 53-like. NCBI's taxonomy places the organism in Eukaryota, Metazoa, Arthropoda, Insecta, Coleoptera, Lampyridae. Bases 194 to 1771 code for a protein of 525 amino acids. The transcript has 10 exons. The record is from RefSeq and is a predicted model, not a curated record.
CCCGAAUAUGUUUGGAAAAAUCGAAGUUCCAAAAGCGAAGCCAAGAACUCGUCCUCGCCCUGUGAUGGUCGAUUAUAAAUUACCAACACCUACGCCGUAUACAUGGGGCCACGCUUACAGGAUUAAUACCAUCGACCAGAAGGGAAGAGACUAGUGUACUGAGGCCAAGUAGCAUGGGAUGGCAUCAAAUUGAAUGAUUGUUUCCCAAGCCACUCAACCUUUUAGCUGUGCUUCCACUCUCAUACAGAAAUUCAGCCGUGGGAUAGCGAUUGAGAUGGGUCGCGAACCAAACACGGACUAUGAAGUUAAACUACUCCAGUAUAAGCAAAGAAAAGAGGCCGACUACAUUCGUUACAUAGAGCAAGAAAAUCUACAAAGAUCAAAAGACUCGUUCAGCAUGAAGUUCGAGAAGCACUCCCAAAAAAGGCGCUUCCACAGUGAAAUAGAGAAACGUUUGAACGCGAAAAUGCGAGACUACGAAGACGCAAUUGAUAAACGACGAGAAAAGUUAAGGGAGCUGUAUGCCGAAGAGGAAAGGGAUUACAUUAGAGAAACGAUUGAUUGUGCUCAAAGAGGCGGCGAAUCGCAAAUGGAGGAAAUGAAAAGGCGAUCGCAAGAAAUUAUUGCUAAACGGGAAAAUGAACGUCUGCAGCUUGUCAAAGAGAAGAGACUUCAGCAAUAUAUGCAACGUUGUGGGGAUUUACGAACAGCAAUGUCUAAAAAAAAUACAAUUGAGUCCAAAUACGGUCAGCUACAGCAAAUAAGAGAGAAUGAAGCAAAGAGAGAGGCGGAAAGAGAGCUCGACCACUUGUGGCACCAACUAACAAUAAAGGACAUUGAAGCGAAGAGAGAGCGUGAAGUACAAGAGGUGAUUGAUAGAUAUCGGAGGGAUAAAAAUAAUAAAGAAGUUUGGGAUAUCCAAGUCCAUGGCAAGGAGCUUCUUCGAGAGGAAAUGGAGCGGAUUGCUUUAGAAGACCGAGUUGAAUUGGAGAAGCUCGCUGAGGAAAUGAAGAGGGAGGAAAUUGAAAAGCUAAUCGAGAAACGAAAGAAACGAGAGGCGUUCGCCCAAGAGAUUAAGGGUCAGAUAGAGCAGCACGAAAACUUCGUGGGGCAAAGGAAGAAAGAGGAGAACGCUUUGGACAACGCGUUCAAUACGCUCGUUCGGAUGGAGAUUGAAAAAGAAAAAGCUGCGCGCGCCGACUAUUCUGCGACGGCAAAACGCGAAAUGGCGAUGUACAGGGAGAACGUUGCCGAACUGGAGAAACAGCGCAUAGAAGACGAUCGCCAGCUUAACAUGCUACUGGAGGAAUACACCAGAAAUAUCCAGCGCAAACAAGACGAGGCGAAAUGUAGAAUUGAGGCGGCGAAGCGCCAACUACACAAGGAGGUGAUGCAGGGAAUCGCCGAUCAAAUUAAAUACAAGAAGAUGAUCGCCGAAGAGGAAUUAAAGAUGAAGAGAGACGACAAUGAAUUGGCGAGAUAUGCGUACGAGGUUAAUGGGCGGCUUGCGGUAGAAAUGGCGCAGCAGGAGAAAAUGGCGCGUUUGCAGUACAAGGAUGACCUCUUGAAGCAGAUCGACUACAAGAAAGUAUUACAUCAACGAGAGAAAGAGGAAAUAGAACGGCAGCUUGAAGCUGGAAGGAAAGAAGAAGAGAAGUAUCAAAAACUUAUCGAAGAAAUGUGUUCCGGUAAAAUUGAAGAAAAAGGCAAGCAUCCUUUCCGCAGAGUUAUUGAACAAUAUGAUUGCCAUUGUCCUGCAACAACUAAGUGAUGAAA